AAGGACGUGUACGUGUAGAGGUGUAUGAUGUAGUGUGGAUUGUAACACGUCACCUUCUGUAUUUGUUAAUUUUGGUUUACUGUUUUAAGUUUUAAUUGGGGUAUCAGAAGUUGUUUGUAGGUUAUCCGUGAUCAGAAGUGACAACAGAUCUUGGAAGUACGAGUUUGUUAAAUGGCUUCUGCAGUUGAUAGAAAGGGUACCUUCAAAGUUGAGUACCUUCAGAAAAUUGAGAAAGAUGUUCAGGCAAAGUGGGAAGAAGCGAAGAUAUAUGAAGUAGAUGCUCCAGCAGAACCCAGAAAGCGUCAAGAUGAAAAGUUCUUCUGUACUUUUCCCUUCCCAUACAUGAAUGGCAGAUUGCAUCUGGGCCAUACAUUUUCCCUCUCCAAAUGUGAGUUUGCAGCUCGAUACCAGCGCCUUAAGGGUAAGCGCGUCCUGUUUCCAUUUGGCUUUCAUUGUACAGAGGCAUGUGCUGAUAAGCUUAAGCGGGAGAUGAAGACAUUUGGCUUUCCUCCUAAAUUUCCAGUCAGUGCAGUCGAAGCAGAACCUGAGGAAACGACAAAGGCCGACGCGGUCGCCAGGGACAAGAGCAAGGGCAAAAAGAGCAAGGCAGUGGCUAAAGCAGGCAGUGGCAAAUACCAGUGGCAGAUUAUGCAGAGUCUGGGUCUCGCUGAUGAUGAAAUCAAGAAAUUUGCAGAUGCUUCUCAUUGGCUAGAGCAUUUCCCUCCACUUGCAGUUAAAGAUUUGAACAGUAUUGGAAUUCAUGUUGACUGGCGACGCACGUUUAUUACGACCGAUUCAAAUCCAUUUUUUGAUCAGUUUGUACGGUGGCAGUUCCUGCAACUGAAAGCAAGAAACAAAGUGAAGUAUGGAAAGCGUUAUACUGUGUUCUCUCCAAGAGAUAAUCAACCUUGUAUGGACCACGAUCGGAGCACUGGCGAAGGCGUUGGACCGCAGGAAUACACACUCAUUAAGAUGAAACUACUUGAGCCUUUCCCUCCAAAGCUGAGCUCACUUAGAGGAAGACCCGUGUUCCUGGUUGCCGCUACUCUUCGGCCGGAAACCAUGUAUGGCCAAACAAACUGCUGGGUUCAUCCUGACCUUCAGUACAUAGCUUUCGUGACAACUAUUGGGCAGGGUGAAGUGUUCGUGUGUACGAGGCGCUCAGCGCGAAACAUGGCUUAUCAGGGCUUCACAGAAAAAGAAGGAAAACUUGGUGUGCUGCUUGAACUUACUGGACAGGACAUUAUGGGCGUCACACUGGAAGCCCCUCUCACGUGUAAUACGAAGAUCUAUACUCUCCCAAUGUUGACCAUAAAGGAAGACAAAGGUACGGGAGUGGUGACAAGUGUUCCGUCAGAUUCGCCCGAUGAUUACGCGGCCUUGGUGGACCUCAAGAACAAACAGCCACUCAGGGAGAAGUAUGGGAUAAAGGAUGAAAUGGUCCUUCCAUUUGAACCUGUUCCAAUUAUUGAUGUCCCGGACUAUGGGUCUCUGAGUGCGGUGACAUUGUAUGAUAAACUCAAGAUUCAAAGCCAGAACGAUAAAGAUAAAUUGCAAGAAGCUAAAGAUUUGAUUUAUCUCAAGGGAUUCUAUGAUGGGGUUAUGUUGGUAGGAGACUUUAAAGGGAAGAAGGUUCAAGAUGUUAAAAAAGCUCUGCAGAAGAGGCUUAUUGAUAACAUGGAAGCUGUUAUUUAUUAUGAACCAGAGAAACAAAUAAUGUCCAGGUCUGGUGAUGAGUGUGUGGUAGCGCUGUGUAAUCAGUGGUACCUGGAUUAUGGCGAAGAACAGUGGAAAGCACAGGCAAUUAAAGGUCUGAAUAACAUGAACACUUAUCAUGUUGAGGUUAAGAAGAACUUCAUGGCUACAUUCAACUGGCUGCAUGAGUACGCUUGCUCUCGGACUUACGGCCUUGGUACAAAGCUUCCUUGGGAUGAGCAGUGGCUCAUUGAAUCCUUGUCCGAUUCAACUAUUUACAUGGCUUUCUACACCGUUGCUCAUCUGCUGCAAGGUGGAACAUUUAAUGGAAGUAAAACGAAUGCACUUAAUAUCAAGGCAGAAGAAAUGUCACCAGAAGUGUGGGACUAUAUCUUCUAUAAAAAUGCGGAGUUUCCGGCAAGCACAAAAAUUCCAAAAGAUUCUUUGGACCUGAUGAAGCGAGAGUUUGAAUUCUGGUACCCAGUGGAUCUACGGUGUUCUGGGAAGGACCUUAUUCAGAACCACCUGACGUUCUUCAUCUACAAUCACUGUGCGUUGUGGCCGUGUGAUGAGAGCAAAUGGCCUUUAAGCGUUCGUGCAAAUGGUCACCUGCUUCUGAACUCAGCUAAGAUGUCCAAAUCAGAAGGAAAUUUUCUUACUCUCUCAGAGGCUGUGGAGAAGUUUAGUGCAGACGGGAUGAGACUCUGUCUGGCUGACUCUGGAGAUUCUGUAGAAGAUGCAAAUUUUGUUGAAAGUACAGCAGAUGCAGGCAUUCGUCAUUUGUUUACCUUCAUUGAAUGGGUGAAGGAAAUGCUGAGUGUGCAGGACUGCCUUCGAGGGGGUGCAGCAAGGACCUUCAAUGACAAAGUAUUUUCUAGUGUAAUAAACAAGAAGAUUCGUGAAACCGAGGAUUGCUACGAAAAGAUGUUAUUCAAGGAAGCAUUACGAAUUGGCUUCUUUGAGCUGCAGCUCUCCAGGGAUAAGUACCAUAAACUGACCCCUUUGAAAGGGAUGCACAGAGACUUGGUUAUAUGGUUCAUUGAGGUUCAGGCUCUGCUUCUGUCACCAAUCUGCCCGCAUGUGGCAGAACAUGUGUGGGAGCUGCUGGGAAAGAAAAGAAGUAUUCUUCAUGAACGAUGGCCCACUGCUGGGCCUGUUGAUGAUGUUCUUGUUAUGUCCUCACGUUACCUCAAGGAGGCAGCUCGCUCAUUCCGGAAAGCUCUGGAGAACCAUACUCGGCCAAGAAAACCCAACAAAGGUGCAGGCAGUGAGAAACCAACCCAUGCCAUCAUAUGGAUAGCAAAGACGUUUCCUCCUUGGCAGUCCACAGUGCUGAAGACAUUGAAGCAGCUUCAUGAUGAGACAGGUUCUCUCCCAGACAACAAAGUAAUUUCUUCAGAGCUGAGCAGGAAACCUCAAUUGAAGAAAUACAUGAAGCGUGUAAUGCCAUUCGCAGAAGAGGUUCGUAAGAAGAUGAAUGCAGUCGGUGUGCAGGCUCUCAACCUUACGCUCGACUUCAAUGAAAUGGAUGUUUUGUCAGAAAAUAUUGUCUAUUUAAAAACCACACUAAAAGUUCAAGAUAUAGAUCUGAAGUAUUCCGAUUCCACUGAAGCAACGGAAAAGAUCCGCGAGGGCUGUUGUCCAGGGACUCCCUACAUAGUCUUCACUGUUCCUCCAAGUAUAUCAUUGACUCUAAUAAAUCCUCAGCCUCAGAGCAGCCAUUUCACACAUAUUGUUAAUGUGAGAGAUGGUGAUACAGUUGCGGAGUUGGCUGAUCAACUUAUCAGUGCUGACGGACAUAUCAUAGAUCCAAACAGUAUUCAAUUGUGGCGCUAUGAGAAUCCUGAACUUGGCCCAAGGAAGAUGCCCGUAUUCGACAAUCUGACACAAGGUCUAAUACGCAUUGAAGACAGUGCAGUAUUCCACACGAAUUUUGGAAACAAAGAAAUUGAAGUUGCUGUCAGUGGUACAAGUGUAAAUGAGCUAUCCCAGCUCCGCAAAUCUACACUACCUGUCUGUAAUGAAAAUUCCACGAGAUACGCCACCAUUAGGAGCUGUUUGGAGAAACUGUGGAGGAGCAUAGCCAACUGCCAACACAAGAUGAGAUGUGUUAAGUCUUCGUCCUCCAGACACAAUUGCAUGACAAGUCAAGUUGGAGUCCUCUCCAUCACUCACUAUCACAGCUUCGGCUGCACGUUUCAGAUGAUACAGACCUCCAAAUACAGCACAGAGUCUGACAAACCAAACACGUAAACAUUUCAGGAUAUAAGAUGUAUUGGCAAGGAUAUCACAACAAAUGUGACAUAGUGAAUGAAGCAUUGUCUACACAUACAGGUAUUUAUUGACGUAAAUACGUCUAUACGGAAGGGUCAUUCAGCAAAAGAGUAACAAAAAUGUGUAAGAUCCA
This is a messenger RNA of Zootermopsis nevadensis, 4102 nucleotides long. The record is from RefSeq and is a predicted model, not a curated record. NCBI's taxonomy places the organism in Eukaryota, Metazoa, Arthropoda, Insecta, Blattodea, Termopsidae.